Molecule: messenger RNA, 4533 nt
Organism: Plutella xylostella (diamondback moth)
Lineage: Eukaryota; Metazoa; Arthropoda; Insecta; Lepidoptera; Plutellidae
Product: monocyte to macrophage differentiation factor
Cellular component (GO): membrane
Molecular function (GO): pore-forming activity
Source: RefSeq, a predicted model, not a curated record
GAGAAAAGCAAGCGGAUGAAAAUAUUACUCGAAUGAAACCGCCAAAUCGACGAUGCGAAGAACAUGACUGUGAGAUCGACUAACUUUGUUUAAAUCAAUAAAACAUCACUACGAGUUACGAGGGGGGAGUCGGGGAACGAACGAAAUGUCAAAAUUUUCAAGUUCGUGAGGUGAAGAGUGGAUUGGUUGGUUGUGUCUGUUUGUGUUUAGUUUGUUCUAAUUAAACCAAAUGUAAAUUUUAAAUUGAUUAAAAGUGUAAACAGUACAAUAUCCCACUACUGUUCUACCUAUCAUGACCAGUUAACAUUUAGCUUCCAUACAGUGUAGUGUAAUUGUCUGGCAAAUGGGUGAAGUUGUAAACUUGUUUUCUGUGAUAAUAAUGAAACUUAAAUCUAAGCUGAAUGAAAGCAAAAUUUAUUUCAAUUAUGAUCUUCCAUGGGAAAAGUUGAAAUCCAUAAAAUGGAUGAAUGAACGUGCCACAUCGAACCAAGCCUAUGUACCAACGAGGGUAGAAAAUGUGGCAAAUGUGUGCACACAUGCCCUCUGUGUGGCGCCAGCUUCCAUCGGAGCAUGUGAAUUGCUCACGCGCUCCGUCAACGCCCCGCAGGCCAUAGCUGCCAUCGUCUACGGCCUGGCAUUGUGCCUCCUCUUUGCGGUAUCCACCAUCUUCCACUCGGUGUGUUGCUGUGGAGCUGAAACCAAGAUGCGUCACUUCCUGCACCGCUGCGACCGCGCCAUGAUCUACAUCUUCAUCGCGAGCUCGUACUUCCCGUGGCUGACGGUCGGCACCCUCUCCUGCUGGAUGCUGCGCGAGCUGCGCUGGGGCAUCUGGCUGCUGGCCGUGCUCGGCAUCACGUACCAGCAGAUCUUCCACGAGCGGUACAAGAUGCUGGAGCUGCUGAUAUACCUGGUGAUGGGGCUGGGCCCGGCGGCCAUCAUUGUCACGUCGAACCACCACAUCCCGGCGAUGCAAGACCUGAAGCUGGGCGGCAUGCUGUACCUGAUCGGGGUGUUCUUCUUCAAGUCGGACGGGCGCAUCCCGUUCGCGCACGCCAUCUGGCACGUGUUCGUGGCAUUCGCUGCCAGCGUGCACUACCUCGCUAUACUGCGGUAUCUGUUCCCGGGGGUUGAAUCUCAGUAGAAUGUUGGGGGGUUUGUUUGCUAGACGGCGGGGAAAGAAGGUUUGGAAAAGAUUGGUUAGCGUACCACCAUCGGAAGUCUUAAGCAGCAGUGCAUAGUUUAGUCUGGCAUAACUUGUAUGGAUCUUACAGAUGUUUGAUUGAUAGCAAAUGCAUAUAACUAAUAAUAUAAUAACUAUUGCUAAUGUUUCGGUGGUGGUAUGGUUCGUAGCUGUUAGCGUUUGAUACUCACGCGUUAAAGAUUUGUGUUUUAAAUUGAGAAAAAUAGAUCUGAAGUUCUAAAACAGAUGAGCCGAUUGUGAUACGAUGUGUUUUUCGUUUAAGAAAUGAUUUCAUAGCAAGUGUUCUCAGUAAUAGAUCUCGUUUAACACAAUCGGUUUAUUCGUUUAAACGUUUCAUCAGUCCAAUCUUCUUUAGGCGUCUAGCAGGCUGCGGAGUCGGUGUAAUGAGCACUGGCCGACGCUCCAUUACUCUAUUAAAUGUAGCUCUCUAACGACCGGCCAAUCGGCCGCCUCAACUCGUUUAGCCACCAAUUUGCUCGACAAUGACGAGUGUCGCCGGCACCCAGGUCACUAGCAUAGGCACAGAUCAUAAGAUCGAAACUUCUAUGAAGCAUCACCAAACAAUUCUAGGAUGGAAAGAGCAUUUCUUAAAUUUAAUUCAACGGAAAAUGAUUCUCCAUUUAUGAACUGUGACUUAUACAGUCUCUUUGUUAAGUUUAAUCUUGUAGUAGCUAUCGAUAAAUUCUUGGUCCUUUAUUUCAUGCUGUGAGGUAGUUUGCAAACUUGUGUGAGUAUUUGCAGUAUCUGCGUAUAGUACAUGUCAAGAUUAUAACAGUUUUCUUGGCAAUGCGGGCUAUAUCACGUGCAGUCAGUUGUUUAUAAAUCCAGUUGCGUAUCCACAUCCACAUGAUGUUAGUGCCGUCACUGAUAAAUGUUAUAAUUACCGGACUAUGGCCUCUGACGUGUGGUAUAUAGCUCAUCUCUAGCCAUAUUAUGUAUUUAGUAGGUAAUGUGUCUAUGUAAACAGCAUGAAAUGCAGACGCCCAAAAAUACUCUAGAUUCUCCCAUGUGUAUAUUUUGAAAAUGAUUGUUGAUAGAUAAAUGUAUUGUUGUUGUAGAAAAUUAGUAGUCUUAUCUCAGAAAAAAAUCAAGACCAAUUCCAACCCUUUUAUAGAUAUUUAAUGUACAUACAUAUGUACAUAAUUGGAGUUUUUAGAAACAUUUAUUACUUAUUAUAUUUAUACUUCUAUCCAAUUUUUCUAUUAUACACCAAAUUGUGAAUUUCCCUUAGUGUAGAAAUGUACCUAUUACACAAAGGUGAACCUUUUAGCCGUAGAUACCUAGUUAGAUAGAAGAGCCAUGUUUGUAAGUGUAUUUUUUAUAAGUAGGUAGUUAACUUCCCGUUGUAGAUUUCUAACAGUUUUUUUAUGAUAAAAUCAUUGCUCAAGCAUACUUUCUAAUCCUUUGCUAGCCUUCCAAAUAGAGAAAAGCAUGUUAGGUAAUACCUAGGUAAAUAGUAAUACAUAAGAUUAACCUAGGUUAUUUAAAAUGUAACUUUAUCUUAUAUUAAUGAUAAAGUCCGUUACCCAUCUUCUUACCGGUAAUUUUAGUGUCAAAGAAUUUUAAACUUUACUGUUUUAAUUGUUGAGCUUUUAUUGAGAGUUACAUUAAUUUGUGAAUGCGAAUGAAUUAGAUAGAACAAUUGAAAUUGGGGCAAACAUCGAUAAGUGCAUGACUGAUUACAAUGUACGCUGUGUCAUGUGCCCCAGUACCCUUUCAACUUUCAUACGGAUAGCCGGUAGUUAAAUUGCAUGCAAUAGAGUCACGUUUCUAAUCUAUUCCUUAGAUUAGCAUUUUGUAAUCUCAAUACCUAUUUCAGAUUAUAUUUAAAUACGUAGUUAAGGUUGGAAUAUGGUUUGAAUUCUUGCCAUUUUCCAACCUAACAUAAACACUCACGCCUGUACCCUAUCUAAUACAUGUUUACGACUGGUCUAUGUAAAUCACUUUAUUGAAAGGGACGUUAUUUACUUAUAUUUAAUUCCAUUAUUGCAGUUAGCAAACUCUAGUCAUGACAUAAUUUUUUUUAUUUUAUAUUUACCAACCAAAUUUUAUGAAAAUAUGUACCUACCUUCUUGUAAUAGUCCUAUAUAGAACUCGUAGAAUAUUUUGUAUAAAAAAUAAAUAUUUGUUUAAUAUUUUAAACGAAAGCUGUUAUUUUCGUAAGUAUAUUUAUAUCCGGAUAUUCAAAGUUGAAUGCAGGGUAAAAAAAAUGAUUAAGAAUAUUAUGUAAAAUCAAAAUACCCACUUACCGCACCGGCUACUAAAUAUACAUACAUUAAUAUAGGUACUUUAUAGUACGAAUUUGUAGAAAAAUAUCGGUUAUUAAAACAAAUUUCCAAUAACUAUCUAGACAUACACCACUAGAAAUAACAUAUCAGAAAAUCAGAAGUUUAGUUUUUUUUUGGGUAAGUAUUUAAGUUUAAUUUAAGUAUUUAAAGUGUAUAUCUACUUCUUUGGCUAGUUAUAAUCAGGAAUAUAUAUGUUUUUUACCCAGAAUUUUGCUUAUUUCUAUUAUAUAAAUGGUGUAUGCCUUUCGCAAAAAACGUUGGUCCUUUCUUAAUAGGACGAGAUGGAAGACUACAACUGUUACACGUAAGGUCUAUUGUCGAGUAAGAGUGAAAUAAGCUUUAUUAUGUGCCAACAGGGAAGAAAAGUAAAGAUAUGUGAAGUAGGCAUGACUUCAAGCUUCCAUCGGCUACCUAAAGUUUAUGUCACACAAGAAAACAUUUUGUAUAAAAAGUAUAAGGGAGCCAAUAGAAAGUUCUCAUGCAGAUAAAUUAGAAAAAAAAACACUCACAUCUUGUACUAAUGUACUCCCUUGCGGGGUAGGCAGAGGUGCAUUGCUGCACCCACUUUUCGAGUGUUAUGUUAGUCCCAAUGUAAUAGGGGGCGGGCCGUUCAUGCAAAUACUUUACUUUUGAUGUGAGAUUAGUCACUAUUUACAUUGGCUUCAUUGGCAAUAAACCUGGUAUCCUCAUGAUGACAUAGCAUUAUUCACACCACAGGGAAUGUAUUUUCCAAUAUCAUACCAACACAAUGGAUCUCAGUUAGCUAAUAGUUGGUACUUUAUAAACUAGGGUUAAAUUCGAUUUCAACUUAAGCAUACCAGGUUUAUUUGUACUGUGGUUUAAAUAUCCAUAUACUUAUCUACCUUUAUUUUAAUUGAAUGUUAUAUUGAAAUGGAAUGCAUGUUGUAAAAAUGUGACCAAUGUCAACGUAUAACACUCCUCUCGUAUUAAUUAGAAUUUUUUACCUUUAAUAAGUAGUAUUCCUAGAUAUUUGUCUAGGUACAUAGAAUCCUCAGAAAUUGAUGUUUCCCACCUUCAUAAAAA